GCAAGACUGGCCGUCGUCUCUGACUCUCGCGGUACUGCUGCACGAAGAUGGCGGCCGAACUGGUGGAAGCGAUGAAUAUGGUCAAAAGUUUCCGGGUCUCAGACCUGCAGACGCUGCUGGCCUCAAUGGGUCGCAGCAAAAGUGGGCUGAAGCAAGACCUGGUGGGGCGUGCGUUGAGGCUAGUGCAGACCGAAUACAGCCCAGAGCUGUUGAAGAACGUCCGGCAGCUCUACGAGUCACGUUUCCCUAAAACAUCUGGUUGGCUGGCUGCACGGCGUCCGGAAAGUGUCCCAGUUAACUACUCAUCCCUCAGCUCUUCCCCUACUGCCACCUCUCAGGGCGCAGACUACCUCAACGGCAUUUCCAAACCGAUCACCACACCUGCAGCAGAGGUGAAGCUAGUGCCACUGCCCUUCUACCAAACUUUAGAGACACUGCUACUACCAACAGAGCUAAUUGCCCAGAACAGUGAGAAACUCCAGGACAGUCAGUGCAUCUUUGAGUUAACACCCAGCCAAGCAGACCAGAUUCGAAAUGCAAGUGAACUUCGUCCAGGAAUCCGAUCAAUCCAAGUGGUUCUUAGAAUCUGUUACACAGACUCCAUUGGUGUUCAGGAGGACCAGUAUCCUCCCAACAUAGCUGUCAAAGUUAAUCAGUCCUACUGUCAUGUGCCGGGAUAUUAUCCUUCCAAUAAGCCUGGUGUUGAACCUCGUCGUCCUUGUCGUCCUAUAAACAUCACUCCGUGGUUGCACCUCUCCAAUGUCACCAACAGAGUCACCAUCACCUGGGGAAACUUUGGAAAGCGUUACUCUGUGGCGGUGUAUUUAGUGAGGGUGUUCACCGCAGCAGACCUCUUCAGCCAGCUUAAACUCUGCUCAGUUGAGAGUGCAGAACGCUGCCGUGAGCGCAUACAAGACAAACUACGCUUCGACCCAGAGAGCGAGAUUGCGACCACAGGACUCAGAGUGUCUCUCAUCUGUCCACUGGUGAAGAUGCGGCUUGGGGUGCCAUGUCGAGUGUUAACUUGUGCCCACCUUCAGUGUUUCGAUGCAGUCUUUUUCCUUCAGAUGAAUGAAAAGAAGCCCACAUGGACUUGCCCAGUCUGUGACAAGCCCGCUCCAUUUGAGCUCCUCACUAUUGAUGGGCUGUUAUCUGAGAUUCUAAAAGAAACGAGUGAGGACAUUGAGGAGAUAGAGUACUUAACAGACGGCUCCUGGCGACCCAUCAGAGAUGAGAAGGAGAGGGAGCGGGAAAGAGAACGCAGUAACACACCUGACUACCCAGUUGUUGAUAUAUGCAUUCCUGAAGCAAAUGGCCAUUCACCAGCCCACAGCAGCACUAGUCUGACGGCCAAGUCUGGAAGCAGUUCUGUGGGGAUGCCAGGAGUCACGGGAGCACCUGCUGUGGCACCGGGUGGAGGUGCGGUGGUAGAUCUGACUCUUGACUCUUCCUCUGAGGAGGAGGGGGGCGGGGUUGGAGGAGACAGUGAGGACACUGAGGACAGCGCCGACAGUCCUGCCCCAAAGAGGGGCCGAUACAACUAUGACAAGGACCUGGUCACUGCCUACUGACCCCACCACUCUGUCCCCUCUUAGACUGACACACAGAGACAGAGAGGCAGGGGCCUUAAAACGUGAGGACAGGAACACAGUAAUCCACUAGAUGCAACAACCCGCCCUUUUGCCCCAGCGUCAGAGCCUUUUAGCAGCUCUGGUUUAUAUCCAGGCAGGCAGACAAACACGCACUCAAACAUGCACUGUCCAUGGUUCUUCAGUCUACAGUGAUAAGGAUUCCUCUUUGUACUGUACACCACUGGAAGCUACUCUUACACUUCUUGAUCAAUUGUCACCCUACAGUGAACAUCUGUACUGUCCUGCCUCUGCUGAAGAGACUGAAUGGAUUGAGCACCCCACCACAGUCACGACCCUUGCUUCUCUCUUUCCAGACUAUUCCCACUCCGACCCCGUCUCUCUUUGUAUAUGACUUGGAAUUCCUGGCUCUUUUAGCCAUGGGCGUUCAAUGUUUGCGUCUCUGAUUUUUGUCACAGUUGUGAUGCACAGGCAAGUUGAAAAUGGAAGCUCCUCAGUAGUUUUUGGUAGAAGGUGGAAAACAAGUGAAAACAUUUGUGGGAGGACACAGCAGAGAUAUCUGAAGUGUGAUGCAAAUUUAAACCUUUCCUAUUUUGUUCUUUGUUGACAGAAUGAAUUCAAAGCUUGAAAGGGUUUUUUCAGGAAUUUAUCAUUUUUAUUAUGAAAUGGCAGGACACAAUACUGGCUUCAGUGUGUGAUUUCCAUUUUUAUUUUGUCCUUAGAUAAAAAGAACCUACCUCAGUCAUAAAAACUUGGCAGACUGACCAGAGAGUAGCUUUGAAAGAAGACGGAAGAAUUGACGAGUUUUUCUGAAUCCAAUUUUACACUGGAUAUAGUGUUUUCCUGCAUUUUGUUGUUGUUUGUUUUGUUUUUGUUUUUUAUUCCAUUGUUUCAUUCAGCUCUGAUCCCUCUGUAACAAAAAAAGAAAAACCUUGGUUGAAGUAGAGUUCGAGUAUGAAUAACCAGGCUAACUGUAGGAGUGAGAGACAUUCAAAAACUGGUCAGCAACUGUUUCACUCUGUAAAACAUUUCUGCAGUUGUGUCUGUAACAGGAUUUCUUAGGAUUGGUAUCUCAGAAUUCCACAUGGAUCUAGCUCAUCAAAAUUACUGCGUGGCAGCUAUGCCAAAGCAGACAUCUUUUAAGAGUUCACUGAGGGGAAAUGGUUAUGAGGUGCCUUUUUUGUUGAAGUAGUAAAGAGUGAAGCCUAUGGUUUUAAGCGCAGCUGAGCUAGCCAUUAGAUGAGAACCCCAGUCCGCGACAGCAUGUUUAAAUCAAUAUUUUCCAGUCAAGUGGACAGAACAGGAUUUCAGAGUCAUCAUUUUAUCCCACAGUUGUGACCUGCUUUGAAACUAUCAUAUUUAUUUAAGACCUUGACAUUCUCUUAAUAGUUUGUGGUAAAUCUACAUAAUUCUUGGCAUAGUUUUGUAUAGACUGGAGCUCUUGAUUGCUGGUAUUUGGUGUGGAGAUGUACAUUGAUCUGUGCUCACGGCUCUGCUGUUGAACGCUGCUUUCUUUGCCACUGAAUGAAUCCGACCUGGGUCAAAGUGCCAUUCGGAGUAUUUUGCUGCAGUGGGUUCAACAUGUCUGACACAACAAAACUUAAUGAAGUGUCAUCAAGUGCAACCCCAACAAGUUGAAAGUCAUUGAUUAGGUUACAGAUGGUCGUGUCUGGAACAAGUAGCGCGCUUCGACCAGCAGCCCUUCUCUGCCUACUUUCAAUGUAGAUAAGGUCAUAUCUAUUUGAUGCUAUAGAAUUGGACUUUAAUUGCUACAUGCUGUAGGCUUACAACUUCCUCUGCACCUGCACUAAUAUUGUCUGUAUGUGAUGGCUGCUCCUCACACAGGGAUCAGUGUUUUCUCUGCAUUUACUGCUUGGGAUUGGUGGCAGUGUUAACCACAGCUACAACUUCGAUUUUUUUUUCCCGUUUUCUUAUUCUAGAUUUGAUUGUAGAGUUUUACCCAAUUCUCUGUUGUAAAGCAUUUUUAUAGAAGCUUGUAGCUAAUCUUGCAGAUACCCGUCUUGUAGGCCCAGAGGAACACUGGCUCGGAUCCUAUCCUCCUGUUCUUGGUCAGUGCUGUAACAUUAUCGGCAGAAGGAGUGGCUUCUUGGAGUAACAUUAGAGUUGUUGUAUUUACUUCACCUGUCUGCUCCGCUCUGUGCCACCCCCACUGGGGAAGCAGUAAGAGAGACUCUGGGCAUGCACUUGGGUUUAUCUGCAGGGGGAUCAUCAGUGUUGGUUUGAGAAGAAGAAAAGAAAAACUUGCUAGAGCUGUUUGCACUUUCAUGUGAUGCAUUCAUCAACUUAAUAAUGCUUUAUUUAUUUUAAAAGCUCCCAUGUAGUGCGAAUUAAGGGACCCCCGCCCAUUGUGAACAUUUGUCAUCAUUCGUCUUGUCCAUACGAAUCAGAAAAUGUGAAAGUGGACGCAGUCCUAUUCCACCGUGACAGGGUUGGAAAGGCGUUCUGCACGUUUUGCUUCCCUUCGCUGUCAGCGCAGGAUUUCUUUUGACUUGCUCAAGUGCACAGAAAUGACAUAUACACAUCGAUCUGAGGCCUCACUGUUCCAAGUGCAUCCUCUGACAUCGUUGAUGAUUGGAAAAAGUAGAUGGAGUCAAAUGUGGUCUUCCAUUUUUCUUCUUUUGACGGCUCACAAAAUCAAUAUACAGAUAGAAAAAUAUUUUGGGAAUCCGCACAAGACUGAUUGAUGGCAUUUGGCCUCUAACGCAUCAGUGUGUCCCUGAAAAGAUAUUUAAGGUGCUUUGAAGCAAAAUAUUGUAAAGAACUCUAAUAGCUGCCUUUAAGGCAUUCUGCAUUUGUAAUUAACUGCUAUACAUAUGAAAAUCACAUUUUUCAUUCGUUGCUAUGUUAGAGAAGGUCAUUAUUUGUGUGGCUCUCCUAAACUUCUCAUUGCCUUAUGGUUAAAGAUGAGAGAUGGUGCAGGUAGUUGCUGUGGAACUGAGCCAGGUAAUUUUGCAGAUUGGGAGCUAGACAGCGAGCUGAGGGUCUGGUGUUUUUGUAGUGGCAUCUCUUCUUGUAAUAAUGCAUAAGGUAGCAUGAGCAGAGGCUUACAAUCCAUGAUGUAAAUGUUUUGUUUUGUUUUGUUUUUUUGUUGUUUUUUUUUUUAUAUAUGUUCAUAUUAAAGACAAUAAAAUUUAAAUAAUAUUUUAUUAAGCCUUGAAUUGCCUCCAGUUCCUAUAGGCAAGUGGAAAAUAAGAAGUUGUAGAGGGCAGCAGCACUGGAAGCUGAUGCCAUUGACGACUGGAAGGACUGGUUAACAUGUGGAUUGUCAUGUUCUGUACCAAAAGCUCAGAUCUGGGGACUCAUUUGAUGCCUGUUGAGGAUAAAACUGUAAAAUUAAAAAAAGAAAAAAAAUGAUCGUAUUCUAACAGCUGUUAUUGACGUGUGGAAUUAAUUAAAAAUCAGUUCUUAAAAA
Neolamprologus brichardi is the source of this 5022-nucleotide messenger RNA. RefSeq names its product protein inhibitor of activated STAT, 4a (gene pias4a). Lineage: Eukaryota; Metazoa; Chordata; Actinopteri; Cichliformes; Cichlidae. Gene Ontology annotation, biological process: regulation of transcription by RNA polymerase II; protein sumoylation. The record is from RefSeq and is a predicted model, not a curated record. Gene Ontology annotation, cellular component: chromatin. Gene Ontology annotation, molecular function: SUMO ligase activity; zinc ion binding; transcription coregulator activity.